Molecule: messenger RNA, 10030 nt
Organism: Chelonia mydas (Green sea turtle)
Lineage: Eukaryota; Metazoa; Chordata; Testudines; Cheloniidae
Gene: CLMN
Product: calmin
Exons: 13
Coding region: 708-3425 (905 amino acids)
Biological process (GO): nuclear migration
Cellular component (GO): cytoplasm; nuclear outer membrane; meiotic nuclear membrane microtubule tethering complex
Molecular function (GO): actin filament binding
Source: RefSeq, a predicted model, not a curated record
CUUUCACUUCCUUUUUCAUUCCCAGUGCCCAUUACUAAGUAGGGGCUGGCCGCCCAGCGAGGCGGGGGGAGCCCCGUGGGGGUGGGGGGCUGGAAGGUGUUUCUGUGAAAUCCGGCUACCACGCCUGCUUUGCUUUCCAGCAGAUCCUAACCAGGUGCCUCUCUCCGGGCGGGUGUCCGCUUCCCACCGCCGCCGCUGCCCAACCUGCGGCUGCGUCAGCUCAGCGACACAAGGCGGCAUCACAAUAUGCAACUUAGAGACCUCCGACUUCAGCGCCAGCCAUAAAAACUUGAUCCGGCCCCCGCGCUGCUCAGAGCCGCCCGCCGGCCCCUGGCGGAGAGGGCGCCUCGGCUGGGCUCCCUUCCACCCCCGUCGCCUGCUUCCCCCCUCGCUGUGGGCUUGCGCCGGGCUCCCCUUUCCCUGCGCCCUGUCCCGCGCGGGGGGGCUCUGCUGGGCUCCCCGGACCCCUCCCCCGUGCGCCGGGGGCUCGGCUGGUCCCCCGCUGCCGUGUGCGCGCAGCGCCUUGUUGAUCCCCUUGCCUCUCUCCCUGCCCCCCUAGCCGGCGGCUGCGCCCCCGCCCCCAGCCUCUCCUCCGGCUCGCUUCUCUCUCCCGGCUCCAGACCCCGGUUGUUGUGCGUGUGCCUUGGGGGGGGGGAUCCCCGUUUUCCAAGCAGCGCCGUGUCCGCCCCCACCCCGCCUGCUCCUCCAUGGCAGGGCACGAGUGGGACUGGUUUCAGCGGGAGGAGCUGAUCGGGCAGAUUAGCGACAUCCGAGUGCAAAACCUCCAAGUGGAGAGGGAAAACGUGCAGAAGAGAACCUUUACCAGGUGGAUAAAUCUACAUUUGGAGAAGUGCAAUCCUCCUCUGGAAGUGAAAGAUUUGUUUGUUGAUAUUCAAGAUGGGAAAAUCUUGAUGGCUUUGCUGGAGGUCCUGUCGGGGCAAAAUCUGCUUCAUGAAUAUAAGUCCUCAACCCACCGUAUUUUUCGGUUGAACAACAUAGCUAAAGCACUGAAGUUUUUGGAGGAUAGUAAUGUAAAACUGGUUAGCAUUGAUGCAGCAGAAAUAGCGGAUGGAAACUCUUCCCUGGUACUUGGACUAAUAUGGAAUAUAAUUCUGUUUUUUCAGAUUAAAGAACUGACAGGCAACCUCAAUAGGAACUCCUCCUCGUCCAGCCUGUCAUCUGGGCCCAGCGGGGCUGACUCAGACACAUCUCACCCAAGCACUCCUAAUAUAGAGAGAAGCAUGUCUGUUUCAGUGAAGGAUCAGCGAAAAGCAAUCAGAGCCCUUUUAACCUGGGUUCAAAGGAAAACCAGAAAAUAUGGUGUUGCAGUUCAAGAUUUUGCCAGCAGUUGGAGGAGUGGCCUUGCUUUCUUAGCUGUAAUAAAAGCAAUCAAUUCCAACUUGGUAGACAUGAAGCAAGCUUUGGAGAAAUCAGCCCGGGAAAACUUAGAGGAUGCUUUCAGCAUAGCACAAGAUAAACUUGGUGUUCCUAGACUUCUGGAGCCAGAAGAUAUAAUGGUUGAGUCACCUGAUGAACAAUCGAUUAUGACGUAUGUGGCACAAUUUCUGGAGCAUUUCCAAGAGAUAGAAGGGGAAGAUUUUUCGGAUCCUGAUAAGAAAAUCCCAGUUGAAGCCACAUAUGUCCAUAUCAAAGACACACCUUCAGAACAAGAGGGCAAGAUCUUGAUAUUGAAUGAAAAUGGAGAAUGUACGUACACUGUUAACCAUGAAAGGAGCCACUCUCCUCCUACAAAGGUUUGUGUCCACGAUUUGUCCGAGGAACUCCAGUCAGAAAUUGCACAUGAAGAACUUAAUGACAAAUUGAAUCAACCGUUACCAGAUCAUUCACAGGGAGUCUCAGAGGAGUCAUUGGUUUUGUUGUCUGCAGAAGAACUUCAGAGGCCUACCUCUUUGCAGAUUACAGGAUCUAUCAGUUUUGACUCCAGUUCCUCUUGGGAAGUUCUUAGUGAUAAACUGAUUCAGAAUGAAGGGAGCAUAUCUGAUGAUCAACUGAAACAGAAUGAUGACCUUUCAGCAACUGUUUUGACUGAUCAGAAAAAUGCUGCUGACACAGUUGAUUCAGAAUCAUUUUCUAAAAAAGAAUUUACCAUAAAGAUGUCUCCUGAAUGCAACAAUGAAAUUAAGGACUCACUAGUCAACGAAACAUGGGAUAGUUGUUCUUUGAGCCCAUUAUCUCAGACUUCAGAUGCACAUACAAAUGAACCAACAAAUCUAGUAGAAAACACUGAACCCAUAACUUCAACUUUUCUACAGGAAAAUGCUUCCAAAGAAGAGGAUAUACGUAAAUAUGUUUCGUGUCUACUAGAUGAAGAAAUAUCUAAACUUCCAGAUGGGUAUGAACAUCUAAAACAAUCACCUGUUUUUCAGACAGUACAAGAUACCAGUUGUUUACCCAAGGAUUCUGAUCUCAAAGGUCAAAUGGAAAUAUCUUUGCCCUGCAAAUCUGAAAAUUCAACCCCACCAGUUACAAAAAUUCCUGAGAAUCUUGAUAUUCAUAGUGAAGGUGGAUCUUCAGCUAAAAUGUCACCAAAUUCUUUAAAAGUUUCUGUAAUUCCACACGAUCUUUUCUACUAUCCACAUUACAAUGUUCCCAUAUCAGCAGUUUUGGAAGCUUUUGCUAAGCCUAGUCCUGCCUCUUAUGUUUCUGAAAACAGCAAAAUCUGUGGUGAGCUAUCAAUGAAUUAUUUGCAUGAAGGGGAGCCAUUGGUACUAAACAAUGAAGGAGGCAUUCUGGAGCCAUGUCUGCAAACCAACCUGAGUGUCUCUCCAGCAGAAAUGGAUGUUGAGGACACGGAAGAGGAGAAAGUGGAUCCUGACAGUCCCACUAAGUCCUUCUCUGAAAAAGUACAGGCUGCCCUAACAGGAACGAAUGUAGAACUCAAGGAAGACACCAGCAUAUCCACAAACUCUCAAGAUUCUACAAAUCCAGAAAAUCCUGAGGUCACGGUAGACCAGUUGGAGGAUACAUCGUCAGCAAUGUUGAGAUCAGAAAUAAGCAGUAAAAGGAAGGAAAAAAAGAAAAAUGUGAUCCAAGCAGAAAAUUUUCAGACUUUAGAAACGGGGACUUCACAGUUACCUGAUAAACAAAAAGAAGAAAUCACUGGUUAUCAGGAGUUUUUCAGGGUUAGCUACAGCGACUCCAGUGUUUACCUCCGAAAAAGGAUUCCUAAUCCCACUGAAAAGGAAUACAUUAGUGAAAACAAACAGAAGAACACAGAUGUGAAUGAAAGCACAAAUCUGUUAAUUAUCAGGAAGAAAAAAGACUUAGAGGCUCCAGAGAAUGCUAUUCCACCUUCUGAACCUCCAUGUGUAGAGCAACCCGAGUUAUUUUACUUCAUUGUUUUCCUCUGGGUGCUGGUCUACUGCCUGUUGCUCCUUCCGCAUCUUGUUAGCAACAAACUUUGAUCUCUGUGAGUGUGGGAAUAAUAAAAGACAGUGGCUUGAUUUUUUCAUGUGUAUGCAUAUAAAUCGGUUCCUUCAGGUGAAGCACAGACAAAUAUAGGGCCUGAUUUUAAAGCUGAUACAAAGAUUAGUCUUAACUUACUAUUGUGCUAUUUAUAAUGUUGUAGCACAUUUUAUAUUGUGACAUUGUGUAGAUAUAUAUAUAGAUAUAGAUAUAUAUGAAAAUGGGAUGAUUUAAUAUACAAUUUUUGUACAUUUGUGCCUUGCUUUAUAAAAUGCUAAAUAAAAUGGAUAAUUAUUAGUAGAGACACAGAUGAUUUAGAGCUCCACUCUUCAAAAAUGGUUCUUCAAAAAUUGUUCCUCUGGCUACACUUAUUUACCUAGGGCCAUGUAGCUGUGAAAAAGGGUAAUGUGUGACUUCGUGUCAAAGCUUGGUCAUCCACAUGGGCAGGGCUUGAAAUAAGAUCUUCUCUGUAUUUCCAGUGGAAAUACUUUGGUAGAAGAAGCUUAACCUUCCUCCAUCAAUUAUUCUUCCAUCGUGUGUUUUGUUUUCAAUUGAAAGGACUUUUCAAACACAUGGGAGCAGAUGCUGAUCUCAGUUGCACCUAUAACUUCAUUGACUUCAGUGAAAUUGCAUCAGAAUUACACCAGCGUAACUGAGAUCAGAAUUUGGCCCAUAUUGUUACUGUGUCUGGGCAGAGGAAUUGCAAAUAUAAAUCUUGCUACAUUUAUUAAAAACCUAAAAUGCUACCAAAACAAGAUACUCUGUUGCACACACUUCUCCUGGGAAUAAUAUGAGAGAACAAACAGUACAUGACAGAUGUAUAGUCAUGCAUUACUGGAAGGCACUCAGAAUCUGUGGUGAUGAGCAAGGAAUAAGAAUCUAUAUACAACAGAAAAACUUGCCCCAAGUCUGGAAUGAAGGUGAAGGAGAGCUAAUACAUUUCCAUUAACGAAGUACAAGGAAACAUUAUUCUGAGCCUUGGUACAGGUGAAGUGAUGAUUAUGAAGUUUGUCUUUUCUGCAAGUUUUCCUUUGAAUUCAGAUUUAUUGCUGUCUUCUCAUCUUUUGAUAUUGUACCCUCUAUAUUAGCAAAUUGGCUGUGAAAAAAGAAUGAUCAAGGUAGCUGCUUACCAGAAGAGAUGUAAAGGGAGGAAAGGAGAGCCUGGUAUAGAGACUUUGAUAGAGGAUAUUGAUAGAGGAUAUUUGAUUAUUGACAUUUCUUCUUUUUAUACACUACUGACAAAGAGGCCACACUCUAAAAUAUCUUUCAAGGAUCAUCUCUCUAAAAUAAAUGAUUAAUCAUUCACUCCAAAGCAGAAGGAAAACAUCAGUUUGGAUCUCUUGCCUCUUCUACUGAUUUAUCUACUUCCUUGUCCUUUACCAUUCAGCCUCUGGAUCAGCUGCAUCAAUGAAUUUCACUUAUCAGAUCAUAUAAAGACCCUGCCUUUGAAGACACCAAAAAUAAUAAAAAAAAACCCAGCUUGUCACCUUCUGAGGUGAAAGUGCAACUCAAGAGGAUUACAAGCACUGAGAUCAAUGGGGGAAGAAAUGACUACUGGAGAAAUAGAUCCAGAAAAAUGUCGGCAGUCUAUAUUUCUUCUCUCUGAAAAUCUCGAGUACAUAUGAAGGGACUCCUAUCGCCAGACAAACAACAAAAAUCCUGGCUUGCAUUUGGUCUUAUUCUUUUGAUCAAAACCAGCAUAGAAAUGGGACAGUAAACGUGUGAAGACAUCAGUGAUUCCUUUAUAGCUUAUACUGAGCUUUUUAGCCAGAAUGGGGAUCAGGUAUAAGCUUGUGGUCGCCUACUUGGCAGUAGCAAUAACUUCUACCCAUGGUAUUUCUGGUGUAGUCAUCUGCCACCACAGGCACUUUUGACUUCACGAUGCCCUGAUGAGGACAUGUAAUGCUGCUGGUUCAGUUUGAACAUCCAUACAUCAGACCACAGAGUGCCUCAUAAAAAAAAAAAGAGGUGUUUCAUGGGCUUGCCGUCAACUUUGUUAGAAUAAAAGGUAUUUAUAAUAAGAGGCUGUAUGUUUAAGAUUCCCUUUCAGUAUGCUAUUUUUAGUGCUCAUCUUAAAUAAAAGCUCUUUGGGGACAGGACAUAUAUAUGUACUUGAAUGUUAAGCACUUCAUUUGCAUAUGCUUUGAAGUUGUUAAAGGCUUGCUGCCUGCUGAGUAUUUCCUUAGUUGUACAUUGCACUAAACUAUUGUAUAGGUUCUUGAUAUUAGCUUGUUGUUACCUCUUUCAGUAACACCUCAUCUUGGAGGUGCAAUUAGGAUUAGAGAAUAAUGCUGCAUAGGAUGAUAGUUUAAACACUUGGGGUGAAAUCCUGGCCCAUUUAAGUCAAUAAGAAUAUUGCCACUGAUAUCACUGAAGCCAGCAUUUCACCCUUGGGCUCUUUCCGUCUGUCCAUUAUAAGGAUCUUCUAGUCCUUUGCCAACAUCAGACAAGAGUAGAGAUGGGUCCAAGCCAUAAAUUUGAGAAGCAGAUUCAGAUCUGGACUUCACCCAAAGUUUGAGGGGAAGUAGGUCCAAAGUUUUUGGUUCAGGCCUAUUUCUAGAAGAGAGAUGACAGAAUUGAGAAAAGUCCCCGCAUAACUGGCACUUCUCUGGAGGAACUCUGGGGAUCAUGGAUAAAGUCUCACUGCCUUUGUUAAAAAGAAAAAAAAAAAAGUACCACAAACCAGACAAUGAGCUGAGUACGCUUUUUGUUGAUUGAACAAUUGGACAAUAACUGAUUUUUGUAUUGUGACAUUUACUUCAUGCAGCUAUCCCUGAGGUCUGAUGGGUUAUUUAAUAACUGGUGGCCAAAAGCCUGUGCUGUUGCACGGGUAUGGCAGCUGGGCCAAGUAAUCCGUCAUCUGUGCAGUCUCCCUAUACAACCAAUCAAAUUGUUGGAUGCAAGUUAGCUGUAGUGUAAGGGCAGUGAUUGGUUGAGUCACCUCUGAUAUCACAAUGGACUAGGACUCUGGGCAUGGCAUAGAUACAUGCCUUACUAUAGCUGUAUGCUGAACGGAUGUAAUUUGUGAAGUCAAAAUGGCUGAAUACUUAAAAAAUAGACAGUAAGAGGCCACGAAUUCCAGUGAUGGUUGAAGCUGGUGAUAGUCUGAACAAGAAAAACUCAUAGCCAUGCUUGCAUAUGUUUCCAUCACUUCGCACUGACUCAAAGAUUUUAGGUUUCAGUGACCCACACAAUUACAAUUCUGGAAUCUUCAUAUUUAGAUAAAUAUCUUGUGUUGAACUAGUACCUUUUCUCCCAGAGGAUCCCUUUGCACAAUGAGAAUCACUGCACCCACUUCUGAAGUGCAGCCAACUCUGAGGUAGAGUAUAGCAGCUGUUUAACACACACAGUAACACUAUACAGUAAUUUAGGGCAAAAGACUUCACUUCUCUGUAACAUUUGGUUAAUGCUACAGGGAGACUCCUUCUCUUCAUGACAAAUUCUUGAAUAGGUUAUUUUAUCUUCCAAGACUCUUGAGCGUCAAGAGAAAUCGCUUGGAACUUGGAUAUAAUCUCCUGUUUCCCAAAUAUUCAGAAAGCUGGCAUUGUUAUAACAAAGAAACCAAACAUCCCUCCCCAAAAACCUGAUCUUACCUAGAGGAGCUCAUUGGAUGUCUCAAGGAAAUAAACAAUGUCAUCCAUAAAGAUCAUUAUGAUAACUCAGAAACUAUAUAACACAGCUUAAUGCCAGUAGUGUCUGUUUUCAUAGUGGUAGCCGUGUUAGUCUGUAUAAGCAAAAACAACAAGGAGUUCUUGUGGCACCUUAGAGACUAACAUAUUUAUUUGGGCAUAAGCUUUCAUCCUUGCCAGGAAAUACAUGGCCACAAGGACAGCUAUAUUAUUUUCCAUUCCAUCCUACUGAUUGAUAUCUACUCAAGCAACAGAUCAUGCAGAUUAAACCUCAUAUAGUCUGCAGCUCUUGUCUUAAACAUCAUACAGUUAAUAACAGAUCAUUCAGAUUAAACAAUGCUAUCAAAGCUAUCCCAUGAACAGAGGUGGGGCUUGGGUUUUGUCCCUUUGUGUUAAUAGGAUGUGUACAGUUCUAGAUGGACCCAGGAUUUAUUGAGCUGUUUUCACUGCUACAAAAUUAUUCAGCGGUUAAAUAAGGGGACCGAGGGUAAAGAACAAAAGGUGAUUCUUACUGGUGUGAUUAACCUCUGAUGAACUCCUUAAGGAACUCCUUAUCUGACCGAUCAGUCCUCAUCCUCAAAGGAACUCUGCACAACACUUUUGAAAGAUGAGCCUGGGAGCUUAAGUUCAUAACUUUGCUAGACACUAAAAAUCAUGGUCUUAAUAGGGACACUGGAUUUAUGGCUUAUUAUAUAGAACAAUCUGUAACCCACUAACCCCCCUUUUUGUCCUAAAACUACAGGGGUGUUAACAGGACAAUUCAGCUUGAAGGGCCUCCUAUGUGCUAACUACUUAUGCUAAACCAUCUGUUCAAUCUUGUAUUUAGCUGUGACACUGUUAGUACCUUUCCCCAACCUGAAGAAGAGCUGUGUGUAGCUUGAAAGCUUGUCUCUCUCACCAACAGAAGUUGGUCCAAUAAAAGAUAUGACCUCACCCACCUUAAGGAACACUCAGUCUAUUGGAAUAUUCAGCACUGGACACAAAUACACCCAUUUAAGCACUCAAGCCCUUCAUUCCACAUGCAGCAUACUUAAAAUAUACCAAGGCAUUUUACCUGUAAUUAGAUGUUGUGUACUCUAUUGGUAUGUUGCAAACUGGGAGCCUGAUCUUGAAGUCUUUACUUUGGAAAAACUCCCAUUUAAGUUCAUGAGAGUUUUGCCUGAAGAAUGCAGGACUAGCCAGGGGUAUCUGAUGUUUUAAUACCUGGUGGGCAAUGUCAGCAGCAGUAAGAAUGUAGCUUGGCAGAAAUGAGGAGAGAUUAAAAGUGGGUGAUUAAAGCAGAGGACUAGGAUUCUUCAAUUCUGUUCCUAGCUGUGUAACAUGGAUCUAGUCACUGACGCCAAAGUUGUCAAUCUGAGUGUCUAAAGUUAGACACACAAAUCCAUAUUUAGGCACUUAACUAAGCCCUGAUUCAGGGAACCAUUUAAGCAUACGCUUAAACCUAGGCAUGUACUUACUUAAGUGCCCUUCCUGAACAGGGAUGUGUUCCUGAACUGGGGCCUCAGAUUUUGACUCAUGGAUGCCUAAAUCAUUUUUGAAAAUGACAUGUAGGCUCUAAAUCAAUUAGGCAUUGUGACGCUGAGUGCAGCAAUGCCUAAUUACCUUUAAUAAUCUGGGCCUAUAUAAAAAAGGUUUUGAUAUUUAAGGAGGAAAUUUCAUACAAAUUAUCUGGCAGAUUCUUACUCCAUUUUCAGCUGCAAAAUUAGGCAUACACAUUAUCAAACUGAAAAUUAAUUCACCCCUUACCAAAUAGAUAAUAAUGGGUCAGCACCAUGGGUGUGACGCAUACAAGUUUCAUUUGUGUAGCCUUAAAAAAUACAGUCCCAUUUUAAAUACCAUCAAUAUUUUUGAUGGAUUGAGCUCUAAAACUUGUUUUUAGUGGAAUUUCUACAGUGUAAUUGAAGUGUCUACAGAAUCUUAUUGAAAGCUUAAAAAUUCAGCUAAGAAAAACUGUUUUAAAGAUGAAAUAUUAUUUUGUAUCACAGUGAUUUAUUUUAUCUAUAUUUGAAAGCUGUAAAAACAUUUUAAGAGUAUCUGUAUAAUUGUAUGAAUGUUAUACUUAUUAAUAAUUGUAAAUCAUGAGAAAAUUAAUAUUAAAAAAGUAAUGCAAUUUCAUGCAUAAUUUACAGACAUGACAAAAUAACUGCAAAUAUGAGUCAGGUGAGUCAAUGAAUAGUAGUCUUGAAAAAUAUGGUGAAUGAGCAUAUAAAACUGUAUACAAUACAAUCUUUAAAACAGAUGCUUUACAGUUUUUGUUUUGUGGUAAAACUUGUUGUUAAGGUUGCAAAAUAGGCUAAGUGAUGACCCACUUUUCUUCACUGCAUCCUUAGCUUUUUAAAAUAAUCAUUUUGGGGGCUGAAAUUUUCCAUGCAUUGCUCAAAACACUGCUCUCCUCUAAAGAAAUGUAAAUCCGGAAUAACUCUAUUGAUGUCAAUGAAUUUAUUCUGAUUUUAUACAGAUGUACAGUGCCCCAUUGAUUUCAGUGGGACUUCACGUAGGUGCAGGAGUUCACCUGCACUGAUCCAAUUGCAGGACGAGGACCUUAAAGAAAUGGGGGUCUUUUAUAAGUGAGCACUUAGCAAUGUAAUCUAAUAGUCGAUUAAUCUGUGACAGCUUUAAGGAUUUAGGGCUAAAUCCUGCCAAGGCAUUGAAUGUGUCCUAUGAGAUCUUCCAUUGAAGUCAAUAGGACAUGUUGGCACUCAGCAGCUUGCAAGAUCAGAACUUUAUGGUGGCUUUAAAUCAAUUUUAAGUACAUAUACCAUAAUGCAGAGUAAGAGCACCUGCCACUUUAAGAGCCAGCUCACUUAGGUCCUUAUUCACUUAAUAGUCUCAUUCAGUUCAGUGAGUCUCCCGGUGUGAACAAGAUGAUUUAUUUGCAUGAAUAAGCGUUGCAGGAUCAGAACCUUAGUCUUUCAAGCAAGUUAAUGAAGACUUUUUACCUCUUCUCUCCCCCCCGCCCCCCAACCACAAGAGAA